AUACAAUACUACUGAGACAUCUACAGCUUAGCAGACAGAUACGGUGAACCGCCUAUCCCGGCUCCUGUAAGUGAUGCUGCACUGAGGCACACUUUGAUCCAACUCCACUGGGGGGGCGAUGCGCGCACUGCAUCCCUCCUUUAAGAGUUUUCGGGGGAGCGUACACAGCGUUGAAUCAGUCUAAACAACUGGUUAAAAAAUAAAUUAGGUUUUAAGCUUUUUAAUUUUCCAUCAGAUGUCAGGGGUUUUUUUUUGUUUUUGCGCUCUUGGAUUGAAGUUUUUUUGUGUGUGUGCGUCAACAAGCGCGUGUAAGUUUGGUGAUUUUUCAGAGCUGCUAGAAUUAAGAAGAAAUUUCACGCCAAACAUAGACUGUAGGGAUAAAGUUAUUUGUUAAACAAGCUUGGAUCAAUGCGUAUCUCUGCUCGUGGGAUUGCACUGUUGCGAACCCAAGACAUCCGAAGAGGAAUUACACCGAUCUGCUCAAACAAACUUCAUUGUUGUGCGUGAUUUUUUUCUGCGUUUUUGCACGUGAGGACCUUUUUUUUUAGCGCAUGGAUAAGUUUUAAUAGUGGAUAACAUUAUUAUUUUUAUUUUUUUUUUUUUUUUUUUGCUAUUUGCAUUUUGCUGCCGUCUGAUGAGGAUCCUUCCUCCCCUUUCCCCUACUUCAGAUUAAUUCAUGGCACUUCUUUUUUUUGUAAAUCAGUGAUGUGUCUACGCGACGGUUGAUUUUCAUCACAUUCAAGCGGAAAAAGAAUUGCUGCUGUAGAAGGGAAGCUCCCACUUAUUCUUGAGUAUGGACUUAGCACGUCAGACUCAUGCGCUGGUGGUCUUGCUCACCUGUGUGGUCUUGCUAUGUGGGGCCCAGGAGAGGGACUACACGGUGAAGGAGGAACAGCCGGAGAACGUACGCAUUGGGAACCUGCGCAAAGACCUGGACCUCAACCUUGACCCAAACAUCAGACUGUCCUCACCGCUGCAGUUCAAGCCUGUAUACAAGACAGGCGAUGUGCCUUUGGUGAGAGUGGAGGCCAACACAGGGGAGAUUUUUACCACCAAUCACAGAAUUGACCGGGAGAAGCUGUGCUCAGGGGUCUUCGCUGAGAAACGCUGCUACUAUGAGAUUGAAGUGGCCGUGCUGCCUGAUGAGAUCUUUCGACUGGUCAAGAUCCGCUUCCUGAUUGAGGAUGUGAAUGACAAUGCACCCCUUUUCCAGUCCACUGUUAUAAACAUCUCCAUCCCAGAGAACACAGCCAUCAACACCCGAUACCCUGUGCCCUCGGCAUUUGACCCUGAUGUUGGGAUCAAUGGGAUCCAACAUUAUGAACUGGUCAAGAGUGUCAGCGAGUUUGGUUUAGACAUCAUCGAGACGCCUGAAGGUGACAAGUGGCCGCAGCUUAUCGUUCAGCAGAACCUGGAUCGAGAGCAAAAAGACACCUUUGUAAUGAAGAUAAAGGUAGAAGACGGUGGAAACCCUCCCAAAUCCAGCACUGCCAUUCUCCAAGUCACCAUCUCUGAUGUCAACGACAAUCGUCCUAUCUUCAAAGACAGUGAGCUGGAGGUCAUGGUGCCUGAGAAUGCCCCCAUGGGAACGUCAGUGGCUCAGCUUCACGCCACAGAUGCAGACAUGGGUUCCAACGCACAGAUCCACUUCGCCUUCAGUAACCAGAUUUCUGCCUCAACCAAACGUCACUUUGCUAUUGACAGCUCUACAGGACUGAUCACUGUGAAGCAGCCGCUGGACAGGGAGGUAACUCCUGUCCAUAAACUCAUCGUCCUGGCCAGUGAUGGCAGCUCUACGCCCUCUAGAGCCACAGUGACUGUUAAUGUAACAGAUGUAAAUGACAAUGUACCGUCCAUAGACACUCGUUACAUUAUCAACCUGGUUAAUGGGACUGUUCUGCUCUCUGAGAAUGCGCCUCUGAACACGAAAAUAGCCCUAAUUACUGUUACUGACAAGGAUGCAGAUCUUUAUGGCAAAGUAGCGUGCUACACUGACCAUGAUGUUCCUUUUCGGCUGAAGCCUGUCUUUAAUGAUCAGUUCUUACUAGAGACAGCUGCCCCACUCGACUAUGAGAUGACUCGAGAAUAUGCAAUUAAGAUAGUGGCUUCGGAUAGGGGGACUCCUCCUUUGAACACUUCGGCUAUGGUUUUAAUUAAAAUCAAGGAUGAAAAUGACAACGCACCAAUUUUUCCCCAGCCGGAAAUCCAACUUUCCAUACCGGAAAACAAUGACCCUUCUACACAGUUAAUAAAAAUCAGUGCCACUGAUGCAGACAGCGGACAUAAUGCUGAGAUUAUUUACACUCUUGGCCCUGAUGCACCUGAUGGGUUUAACAUAGACAGACGGUCAGGAAUUCUCUCUGUUGGCAAACGGCUGGACAGAGAGAAGCAGGAGAGGUAUUCAUUCACUGUCAUAGCGAGGGACAAUGGCUCAACGUCCCUGCAGAGCAAUGUCACUGUCAGGCUAAUCGUCCAGGACCUUAAUGACAACAAUCCCGCUUUCACACACCCUGAGUAUAACUUCUAUGUGCCUGAGAAUCUGCCUCUCUAUGGAACUGUGGGGUUAAUCACAGUGACAGAUGCAGAUGCUGGGGAUAAUUCUGUUAUAACAUUGUCCAUUUUGAAUGGAAAAGAUAAUUUCAUCAUCGACCCACAGACUGGUGUGAUCAAACCUAAUAUUACCUUCGACAGGGAGCAACAAAGCUCUUACACAUUUAUGGUCAAAGCAGUUGAUGGAGGUCAACCUCCAAGCUCCUCCUAUGCCAAGGUCACCAUCAAUGUAGUUGAUGUAAAUGACAAUCGCCCUGUAUUUGUCAUCCCGUCCUCCAAUUACUCUUAUGACCUAGUGCGAACCACCGCUACCCCUGGUGCUGUGGUCACCAGAGUGUUUGCUAUUGACAAUGACACAGGUAUGAAUGCUGAGCUGCAGUACAGUAUUAUCAGCAGUAUCAUCAUCACAUCUAGGGUCUCUCCUCGAGGUCUUUUUGCUAUCGAUAAAACAACGGGUAACAUAACACUGCAGGAGAAAAUAGUGGCUGCUGAUCACGGACUGCAUAGGCUGGUAGUCAAGGUCAAAGAUCUAGGCCAGCCUGAGUCACUACACGCAAUUGCACUUGUUCACCUGUUUGUCAAUGACUCCGUGUCAAAUGCCACCUUCAUCCAAGAGCAGCUCCGAAAAAGUAUGGAGACACCCUUGGACCGUAACAUCGGCGACAGUGAGGUAACACCUCAAGCCAAUGGAUAUGUGAUUGUUGUCAUAGCUAUCAUAGCAGGGACAAUGACUGUCAUCUUAGUGAUAUUUGUGACUGCCUUGGUGCGGUGUCGGCAGACCCCCAGACAUAAAGUGGUGCAGAAAGGAAAGCAGAGCGGUGAGUGGGUGUCACCCAACCAAGAGAGCCGUCAGAUUAAGAAAAAGAAGAAGAGAAAGAAGCGGUCUCCAAAGAGCCUCCUUCUGAACUUUGUGACCAUUGAUGAAUCCAAGCCUGAUGACCCCACCCAUGAGCAUGUUAAUGGUACACUGGAUCUCCCUGUGGAGUUAGAAGAGCAGACCAUGGGGAAGUACAACUGGGCCACCACGCCUACAACCUUCAAACCCGACAGCCCAGAUUUAGCCAAGCAUUACAAGUCUGCAUCCCCCCAGCCUACAUUUCAAAUCAAACCGGAGACUCCAGUGGCUCCUAAGAAACACCAUGUGAUCCAAGAGCUCCCUUUGGACAACACAUUUGUGGUGGGCUGUGAUUCACUCUCCAAGUGUUCGUCGACUAGCUCCGAUCCGUACAGUGUCUCAGAGUGCAGCUGUCAGGGGGGAUUCAAGACUGCGGGGCAAAUCACCACCCGACAGAACCUGAGCCAGACACCGGAAAAGGCUUUUAACUCACCACCCCCAAUCUGCCCUCAUAAGGAGGCCUGUCAACUUGGCAAGAUAACGUCUGUGAAUACCCAGCGGCGUGUGACAUUCCAUCUUCCAGACGGAUCCCAGGAGAGCUGCAGUGACAGCGGUCUAGGAGACCCAGAGCCAAGCAGCACAACCAGCACCACCCAGCCCCUUCCCCUGAGCUUCCCCCAGGAGGAGUACUAUGAGCAAACAUCACCUAACAGCCGCACCGAGGGAGACGGCAACUCCGACCCAGAGUCCACCAUUGAGGUGAACCUGCAGAAAGCCCUGGCUGAGGCCUCUGAGACCUGCACCCAGGAGUGUCUGAUACUGGGCCACUCUGACAGCUGCUGGAUGCCCCCAGCUCUGGCCCACUUCCAGAGUCCUGGCAGCAACAGCCCCACAUCCACCCCUACCACCACUGCCAUCACCGGUACACUCCACUCCUUUGGCUUCCAGCAGAGCUGUUCCCGGGGAGCCAAAGCUAACAUGGGCAGCAUGGGGGUCAUGGAUGGCCGCCAUACCCUGGGCAGGUCUGUGCCUAAAAAAGAUGAACUGGACAAAGGGAUCAACCGUCCGCAGUUCUACAACACCCUGGAUAGACACUGCAGUAGUAAGAAGGAGGACCCCAUCAAGGUCAUCCCCCUGGCGAGCUUCUCCUCCCCUGGGCAGCAGACGCCCACCGGUGUGGGAAGCAGUUCUUACUUACAUGAGCACCAGUUGUAAAAGUAAAGACAGAUCUUCUUAGGCGUGAAAUACAUGUGACUCCAUCUCUAGAUGGCUUUUUGUCAGUGACUUUCGAUCAGUAUGUAUGCGUACGUGUGGAGGUAUGCAUAAUUUGAAUACCUUUGACCAGCUCUAGCUCAGUUUUAAAAAUGAAGAAAGCUGAAAAAAAAAAAAAAAAAAAAAAAAAAACAGGUUUGAUCAUGAUGAUAUUUUUGAGACAAAAUUACAUGGCAUCACUCUUGAGGUCAAGUGUCUGGACAGAAAGAGUCUAAACAAAGCAGAUCUAUGUAUAAUGAUUAAAAGGUAGUAAUAUACCAAAGUAGGUCCUUCUCACAAAAAAAGAAAAAAAAAACAUGUUUGAUGAAGUUUGCUUUGUGAUAAGAAAGGACACUGUAUACUUUUAGCUUCUUGGGUCUGGCUUAGUGGAACUGUCUCCUAAUACAUCAUUUCCUCAUGCAGAAACAAAUGCAAAUGCAGUACUUUGUGUUGAGUGAGCUAAAUUGGGCUAAAUGUUAAUUAUGAGCUGUGGGUGGAUGGUGUUGCUCUUCAAGUUCUAGUGAAGUAUUGCUCUGUAUAACACGCAGCACAAACUCCUUUGGUGGUGGAAAAUGUUUCUUUUGUCUCGCUUGAACGUGUUUCAGAAGUCUAUUUUGGUCAGGGGACUGCAGAAGGAUAAAAAAAGUCUACAAAGCAAAACUAGGCCAAUGGUAGACAGCACCGGUAAUCUUUUGCAUUCUAAAUUUUCACCAUGGACCAGUACACACAAAAUAUAACACCAACUCGUGCACGUACACACACAUAUUCAAGAUGUUUUCCAUAUGGUGGUUGUUCCAUCGCUGCCAACUCUAUUAAGAAAGUAUUCACCCCUAGCAUUAUCUCAAUAGCUUCGCAUUGAAAGGCGCAGACAGAUGUGCUUUGGAAAUGUACGCUUUGUUUCUUCUCUUUUGUUUCUUUUUCUCACAUAUGCUCAGUUUCUCACUUCUCAGAAAUAUUUGUGUAUUAACAACUAUGCAGCCAAUUAUGAAAUUCUCCGUCUAAUUACUCUGAUGUGCGAUCUCAGUAGCAACCCCCAUUGUAGUUAGGAGGUCUGGUAUGGUUCUCUUGGUCGGCAACGAGCAAUUUCUGCAUAGACAGAGACAAUAAAGAGGUGACAAGUGCUCGACUACUUCACACUCGCUGUCUUCCCAUCCUAUUAGAAUUAAUAGCAGCACCUAUGUUGCUGCGAUUAAUUGCUAUGUUGUACUUUCCAAGUCUUCAUUGUGGCUGCAGAGUUUCUAUUAUAAUUUUUCUCUCUCUUUUCUUUUUGCGUUGACCCUGGAAUAAUAGACCAGGGUGCACGAAUGUCUUCAGGCCCAAAGUCCAACUGAAUUAUUGAUGUUAAUUUUUGCUGCUUUCAUAAGAAUAGACAUUGACACUGUUUGAAAAAGUCUCACUGCAGGCUGCCCCUCACCCUGUUUUCAUCACACACACACACACACACACACACACACACACUAGACCAUUGCCUGUGUGUGUAAAUUGUACUGAUGAUGAUAACUACUUCAGACUAACUUGCUGCUGUAACAGAUUGGGUGCAGUAUAAUCUAUUGCUACAGCAAUAAGUGACUUUGCUGAUAUCCAUUUUUCUUUCCAGUAACAUCCAAGCCAGGUGUCUACAUCAUCAGGUAUAUGAUUCAUGCGAUUCAUUUUCUUGUACCAUCUUGCAAAUUGGGAAAAGGCCUAAAUCUAUAAUGCAACGUGGCAUUCUCAAGGGAGAGUGCAAGGCAAAUUGUGUUUGCAUGCUCUUAGCUACCACACCUAUUCUCAGUGAUAUUUAGGGUCAGGAGUCUUAUCAUUAGAAAGAGGAUUUAUCCGUGACUCCAUGAAAUGAUCACUUAAAAUAACAGUGUGUCAAGGACAAGGAAAGGGGCAGUCCAAUUUCACUUCAGUCAAUUACUAAAAUGAAUUUAAUUCAAAACAACCAACUUAAGCAAAUCCUUCUAUAAACAUCAGCUGAUGAAAAUGUCCCUGUUCGAGAAUCCAAUUUCAGCUCAUUUACUACCAUUGGACUUUUUUUCCUCCUCUGUUACUUUUAUCUCAUUUCAUUGUUAUAGGACAGACAUGUAUUUCCAAAUGCUCUGAACAAUACAUAUUUAAUCAAAAGGAGAACACAUCAAACAAAACAUACAUCACUAUGUCACUAAAAAUUGCAGUUUUAAUUCUCUGACAAAUGCAACAGUACGACCUGUCAUGUGUGAGCCACAUGUUGGUGUUUAGUUGUUGUCUGCAGUUAUUUCUGUAAGUGGGGCAUAUACAUAUCUGGGCUAGAUCACUUUGUCACAAAUAAAUAUUAACACUCUUACGCAUUCUUACUGAGUUGAAAAUGUACGUCCUCAUGUCAGAGUAAAAAUCUAUGGAUGAGCGUAGGACGACUGUAAUAAAACACUGUUUGAAAUCAUUUAUUCAAUCACGUGUACAGUAAGCACAAUAUUACCUUUCUGUCAGUCUCACUGUGUUUUUACUUACUUUGCCUACAUAAGUCAGAUGUACUGUAAUGUUGCAGCAGCUGCAAACAUUAAAAGACAAACCUCUUAAAAGAAUAGUAAAAUAUCUGCAUGAAUGUACAUCAGUAGGAUGUUGCAUUGGGGACUAACAUGCAUUUUUUGUGUCUACUACAGUCUGGUUUUGUUUCACCGCUCACAGAUUCUGGUGUUUAUUUUGUAUCUUUCGAACAAAGAGCAUACAAUAUGAAUGUGCAUUUUGUUUUGUUGGGGGUGAGGCUGAGCAGUAGUUUUUCGUAGUGUCAAGGUUCAGAGUACACACAGUGGAAUUGACAAAAUAUCAUGAAUAAUCACAGGUUUUCACUUUGCAUGAUUCUGCUCUCACUCAUGUUUUCAAAUUUGAUCCAAUUUCUUCUUCCUUAAUGAUAGAAAUAGUAAAAUACACUAUACAGAAACCAAACACCACUUUUUUUUUCUUUUAAUUUCAAGAAGACUUCAACUCCAGUAUAUGUCCGUAUUCUCAUAUCAACCUGUGUCAUAAUUUGCAUGAACUGUUUGGACUUACCCAUGUAUGUACUAAACUUAUGUACAUGCAUUCAUCAUUAGAAUCAAUGUCAGUUUUGAUGUUUACUGCUCUACCUGUUUGUCUGUCUUUUCGAACAAAACAAAUGUUACACAAUGUACACAUAGGAGCUAUGUUAAGUGUGCAUAUCACUUUAGCCUCUAUGUACACACAACAAUCUACUACUGUCAGGUAAACUGGACUUCAACUGUACAUAGCAGUACCCCUAACAACCAGUAAUAAUGGAUUCAAACUGGAAAGAUGCAUACAGAAAAGCCUAAAGCUACAGGUGACACACUGGAUUUCACAAUGUUGAUAAAAUGGAAAAAGGCAAAAAUAAGAAAUGAUGAGAUGACAAUCUCUGUAAUGUAAAUGGAAAUAUAUGCAUAAUAUUGGUGAGAGUGUAUUUGAAUGUGUUUAUAGGUGAUUGUGUACUGUGUGUGUGAGGGAAAAAAGUGUGUGUCUCUGCAUGUAUGAGUGUGUGUAUGUCUGUGUGUGCACAUAUAUGUAUACUGGCAUGCACUUUGCCAGAAUAUUUUAUGUACACAAUGUAUCUUGUACAAAAACUAUAUCAAAAUAUGAUAUAAGACUUAAGUAUAUGCUUGUAAAUUAGUCAUCAGUGAGUCAAGGUCGAGUUUGCUUUGAGAGAAGGCUUUAGUGCUUGCCAGCAAAUCUGUAUUGGUCAGUUAAAGCUAUACAGUCUGUGUUGUCAUGCCUUUGUAAAAUAUCCCAUUUACAUCGAUGAAAAAAAUGACCUUCCAUAUGGUGAAAUGAUUUUUCUUGUUAUUGAAUUUUACUUGAGACAUUAAAUAUUAAGUCCUCAAAGUA
This is a messenger RNA of Sphaeramia orbicularis (orbiculate cardinalfish), 8470 nucleotides long. RefSeq names its product protocadherin 11 (gene pcdh11). NCBI's taxonomy places the organism in Eukaryota, Metazoa, Chordata, Actinopteri, Kurtiformes, Apogonidae. Gene Ontology annotation, cellular component: plasma membrane. Bases 794 to 4600 code for a protein of 1268 amino acids. Gene Ontology annotation, biological process: homophilic cell-cell adhesion. The record is from RefSeq and is a predicted model, not a curated record. The transcript has 7 exons. Gene Ontology annotation, molecular function: calcium ion binding.